AUGGAACUCUUCAAAAUUUUGGAAGAACUUGAGCAACAAAUUCUGAAGAUAGGUAGGGUUCUUGGACCAAGAUGGGCUGCUUGCAUUUUAAGAUCUGCACUUGCUGUGUGGCGUGCUUAUCCAGCAUUAUACAAUUUUUUCACUACUAGGACAAACCAUUCAGGAAUUGCUGCCCAUCUUUGCAACAAAUAUUUCUUGGCAGAUUUAGCACUGAUGAUAGACAUACUUCAAGAAAUGUCCUUACUUUCUAAUGCUCUCCAAGCCAGAAGUGUAACUUUGCCAAGAGCUGAAAAACCAAUAAAAAGGUCCAUAAAAGCAUUUGAAAUGCUUAAAGAAAAUAAGGGGACUUUUGAAAAGGAAAUAAAUGAUAGAGUUGCAUCUGAUGCCUUUAAGGAUAUUCAGAUCACUGAAAACCACAGAGUUGUUAGCCUUCCUCGUCAAAGGUUCCUUGAGGUAAUAAUAGAAAAUAUGAAAAAAAGGUUGAUGGACUUUGAUCAUUUAACAUCAAAGAACAAUAAUAAACAAAAUGACAAUAAGUUACAUGAACUGCUGAACUUGCUUGAGCCAGUUACUUGGAAUAUUCAGGAAGUUGUUGUACCCUGGAAAGCUGCAGAAGACAAGCUGAAUCAAUUUAUUAAAAUUGUUCACCACGACAUCCCUAUUAACGAUUUUCGUGACUAUGUGGAAAGUGUCCUACAAAAUUUCAACAAUCCUGUGAUUUCACAAAGUGUACAAAAGGCCAGACAUAUUGUUAGUACUAUUGCUGUCAGUUCUGCAGAUGCAGAAAGAGGCUUUUCAAGAAUGAAUAUAAUAUAUUCAGAUAAAAGAAACCUUCUGACAGUUGGGAAUGUAUCAAACUUGAUGACAAUUAAUCUCAUUGGUCUCUCAUUAGAUUAA
This is a messenger RNA of Limulus polyphemus (Atlantic horseshoe crab), 897 nucleotides long. Its product is annotated as E3 SUMO-protein ligase KIAA1586-like. The record is from RefSeq and is a predicted model, not a curated record. The transcript has a single exon. Lineage: Eukaryota; Metazoa; Arthropoda; Merostomata; Xiphosura; Limulidae. Gene Ontology annotation, biological process: protein sumoylation. Bases 1 to 897 code for a protein of 298 amino acids. Gene Ontology annotation, molecular function: SUMO ligase activity.